CGAUAGCCCCAGGGAGCCGGGUCGGCUGCGACCCGAUUGGCUGUUGGGCAGGCAGGGAGGCGGCGCCGCGCGUGCCAAGUUGCUGCCGCUUCCUUGGCGCGGCGUCACUGGCACGUGCGCGGCGACACGUGCGGUGCACUCGGCGUGCAGCGGCUCGCACAGACACAGAGCCCGGCUUACGCAGCUCACGGGGAUGCGACGGCCGAGGGUACGUGCUCAGCAUAAGGCGUCUUGCUUGACAUCUGUACAGCAAGCAGCAGCAGCACAAGCCGGCUAAUGCCGAGUGCCCGAUACUGUCGGGAGUGUACCAAUAUUGGUUGUUUGGCUGCUACGGCGACGACUGCUGCUGCAACAAUCGACUGCCGCUCUCUCCUCAUUGCCAAGAGGCUGCGAAGACAAAACUGGGAUUCUUUUUCCGGCAAAAGGCUCAACGUUUCUGUGUGCAGCUCGCCAGGAUGUGCAAGAGUGAGAGAACUGCAAGAUUGAACUCAAGCAGCCACAAUCGAAAUGCCACUGUACGCUCACCUCCCACAAAUGUCAGCCGAUUAAUUAAACCGUAGCCAUCUCUGCCUUGCGUGAUAUUGUAGGAAGACCUCACAUCUCCACCUCCGAGAGUUCUUCAACGUGAUUCCCAUACCGUUUGCAAGACAAGUUCUUCCCGGAAGACACGUGACUCGGUGAGACUUCAGGACAGUUCUGCUGAUCCUAAACAGGGAACGUCUUCACCCAGACAUCCGUACGCAGAAGGAAAUAACACCUACGACUGCGGCACCUCGCUACCUGUGUGCUGGAUGCUUGGCCAAAGGUAGAGGAAUUACCAGCAGCUUGCCCAGUGAGAGUGAGUUGGCUUUCGCCCAUUCUUUUUUCAACACCCAGUGCCUUAAUUCCCAAACUUAAGGCGGGUGCCACGUUAUUGAGCGACGCCGAGACGCACGGGCUCCAGGACGUCUCGCGAGACACGGAGACAGAAGAUUGAGAAGCGAGUUGUGGUGGCGCGAGAGCGAGAGGUGUGGAAGCGGCGGUGCUGUUGUGGGAGGGAGAGGGAGUGUGGCGCUGGGGCCUGGAGGCCACCGAGCCUGCUGCCAGUCUCCUAUGAGUUGGCGCGGUCGCCAUGAGCAGCGGGUAUUGCACGCUGGAGGAGGGCCUGGAGAUUGAGCAGUUCUACACAGCCAAGGGCACGCUGCCCACGAGCACCAAGAGCUGGGAGCACGCGGCGGUGGAGCAGGCUGGAGCAUCAGAAAGAAAUGGGAACGUGGAGCCGCCCUCGACGAAAGCGGAGCUGCCUCGUGAGGAGGCGGAGGAGAAGAUCUCCUCGUUCAACCACGCUGCACCCCGCAGCGCGCACAUGACGCUGCAACCGGACGGCAGCUUCACGGGAUUCAUCGAGGUGCAGCUCAAGUUCCGCAGCGUCGACGGCUCCGAGAGGGAAGCUGGAGCUGGCCGGGAGAGCGGCGGUGAUGGCGGCGGCGGCGCUACCGGUGCUGCCCGCAAGCUCAAGAGGCGCUCGGCACGUAGCGGAGAGAGCACUAAGCAGGUUCACUUGAGCAGCCGGACGAGCGCCCUGGAGGUGUCCGAGGCCCUGGUCGCUCGCUUCCGCAGCGGCAACUCCCUGCAGCCACGCUUUGCCCUCUUCAAGUGCACACAGCGCGACGGACAGGGCUGCCAUCGCAAGCUGGGCGACGCGGAGCGGCCGCUGCUGGUGAGGCUGCUCGCCGGGCCCGACCCCAACGCGCUCAGCUUCCUCCUGCAGGAGAACGAGACCAGAGAAGUUAUCUGGGAAGCGUUCUCCAUCCCGGAGCUCAAGAACUUCCUGAGGAUCCUGGAGCGCGAGGAGCGGGAGCACGUGCGGCGGGUGGAGGAGAAGUUCUCGCGCUACCGCGGCCUCCUGCGGGACGCGAUGGCGGGCGGCGGCGCUCCGUCGCACGCCUGAGCGGCCGGCCGCCACCUCCCGCACGCGCCGUGGGAUUGGACCGACUCGGCGGCCGAUUUGACGAACGCGGCCUCAAGAGGCGGCGUCGAUGGACAGGAGAUGAGGAGGCCGUCCCUGUGGCGAGGGUCGGCCUUCCUUUCGAGCCAUAGUGGCCCGCGAGGCCCACCGCCCGUGAGCGGCCGCAUGGUCUCUGUGGCCUGCACCGACUUCCAUGGGUUGGGGCUGUGACGUCAUGAUGAGCAAAUGCGUAAAAUGACAUAAUCACAAUCACCAAAAAAAAGACGUUUUUAUUUAUGCGGAACGAAUACAGGUAAUGUUACUUCCACAGGUUCACUUGCUUUUUGUUAAGGAGUAAAAAUUAUUGGAAGGCUUUAAUUAAAUUAAUUAUUUGUGUUAUUAUAAUUUUGGAUUGUUUGCUUUUGGUACAUUUUUUUGUGUCGACUCCAAAUAAUGAUGACUUUUUUGGAAAUGAAGGUAGCUGCUUGUUUGUUGGUGUGAGUCUGUAUGUGAAGUGGUGGCCUCGUGGUUAGCACAUGCACUAUGAUCCUGGUUACCCAGGUUCUAUUUCUGGCCCUGAAUUUCCAAUGAAAUUAAUAACUGAACCAAACUUGGUCUGAGACUCCCCUUUGGCAAACUCGGCAUAGAAUUAAUACUCGGUGUUAUGUGGCCCACAUUAACGAGAGGAAACAAAGGUGGCCAGGAAUGUCGCUUGCCACACCUUUGCAGGCUUUGCUGGCCUUAGUGCUUGAUAAUCGCAAUUGCCCUGGCAGUUCAUGAGGCUCAACAGAGGAUGUUUGUCUCGCUGCGUGCGUGGAGAGCGGCAGUGCAGCAGUUAUCACACCGCUUUAUGAACCCAGAGACUCGAGCUUCAUUCCCUUUUACGGCCAACUUCAGGGCAAAUAUCUGAACCGGUCCUGGGCCUCGCCUCGGUCAACUCAACCUUAUUUGAGUACCUGGUGCGGUGUAUAAACAUCACUAUUGGGGUGACAAAUG
Petromyzon marinus (sea lamprey) is the source of this 2923-nucleotide messenger RNA. Its product is annotated as ras association domain-containing protein 1-like. Gene Ontology annotation, biological process: signal transduction. The record is from RefSeq and is a predicted model, not a curated record. NCBI's taxonomy places the organism in Eukaryota, Metazoa, Chordata, Hyperoartia, Petromyzontiformes, Petromyzontidae.